Molecule: messenger RNA, 562 nt
Organism: Sinocyclocheilus grahami
Lineage: Eukaryota; Metazoa; Chordata; Actinopteri; Cypriniformes; Cyprinidae
Product: junction-mediating and -regulatory protein-like
Exons: 2
Coding region: 116-562 (148 amino acids)
Biological process (GO): intrinsic apoptotic signaling pathway by p53 class mediator; positive regulation of apoptotic process; 'de novo' actin filament nucleation
Cellular component (GO): cytoplasm; nucleus
Molecular function (GO): transcription coactivator activity; Arp2/3 complex binding
Source: RefSeq, a predicted model, not a curated record
AGCAUUAAGCGUGUCAUCACUAGCGCUGCAUCACAGGGUUCAGUGAACAUGUUGUAAGUGUAAGUGCGCAGAUGUGUGUGUAUCACCUGUGGUCUGUGUGUGUGUGUGUCUGCAGAUGCAGGGUCUGCAGGGGGGCGAGGAGGCCAUGGUGCGUCUGGACCAGCUGGAGGCCAUGUACUACGAACUCCAGCUGCAGCUCUACGAGAUCCAGUUCGAGAUCCUGAAGUACGAGGAGCUGCUGCUGACGGCGCAGCUGCAGAGUCUGCGCAGACAGAUGAGCGAGAGGCAGGAGGAGGUGGUUUACUACGACACCUACGAGAGUCCUGACGCCAUGAAGGCCACCGACGACCCCUCGACCCCUCUGACCCCCCCCAGAGACGACAUGGCCAAACUCCAGCAGAGGACCAGACAGCUGGAGGCCCGCAGAGGACGCAUCACCGCCAAGAAAGCCUACCUCAAACACAAGAAGGUAUCAGAGCCGCAAGCAUCUGAUCCGAAUAUAAACAUCAGUCAGUACGUUUACAUGGACAACAAUAUUCCGAUUUUAACACUGGGGACGUAA